CAACAAUUAAUCAACUAACCAGUACUGUAAACCUUUGUGUUUUCUUGAACGAGACUUCUUUAUUAUAAUCAAUAUCAACAGCAGCAAGGAUGUUAUCUAACUUUUUCAAACGAAAGAGACAACAAUCAAUUUUUACAGUGCAACAAACAACAGCACCAACCACAAGUACAUCAAAUGGUCAUCAUCACCAUCAUCACAGACAAUCAGUGAUCAUAUCAGGACUCUCAGCAAGUAUUAGAGAAUUGGAACAAUUGGUAAAAUUACCUUCACAAGUUGAUGAGAAGGAUUGGUUGGCUCAACACGUUUUGGAAUUUUAUGAAAAUUUAUUCCUACUAAUUGAUAGUAUGAAAUUAAAUCAUGAUUGUACUGAAUUAAAUUGUCCAUCUAUGAGUGGUGGAGAUUGUUAUGAAUAUAGAUGGUUCGAUGAUGAAUCAACUAAUGUACAAUAUCAUCAACCAACAACAGUUUCGGCUCCUUUGUAUAUUAAUUUAUUAUCUGAAUGGAUUGAUACUAAAUUGGAUGAUCCAAAAGUAUUUCCACAACAAGAUGAUAAAGCAUAUCCAAAGAAAUUCAAACCAACUGUUGUUAAAAUAUUUUCAAGACUUUUUAGAGUUUUUGCACACAUUUAUCAUAGACAUGGAUCAUAUAUUAAUAAUUUAGGUAUCUCAGCUCACAUCAAUACUUUAUUUAAACAUUUCGUAUUAUUUACUGUAGAGUGGGAUUUAAUGCAGAAAGCAGAAUAUGGACCAUGUAUGAAUGUACUUUGUAAAUUAUUUGGUGAGGAAUAUGCCAAGAAGAAAUUCCAAUAA
This is a messenger RNA of Naegleria gruberi, 809 nucleotides long. RefSeq lists its product as uncharacterized. NCBI's taxonomy places the organism in Eukaryota, Heterolobosea, Eutetramitea, Acrasida, Naegleriidae. The transcript is spliced from 2 exons. Gene Ontology annotation, cellular component: cytoplasm; nucleus. Bases 90 to 809 code for a protein of 239 amino acids. Gene Ontology annotation, biological process: signal transduction; positive regulation of protein phosphorylation. Gene Ontology annotation, molecular function: protein kinase activator activity. The record is from RefSeq and is a predicted model, not a curated record.